This is a messenger RNA of Dovyalis caffra, 186 nucleotides long. The record is from the annotation of a GenBank genome assembly. NCBI's taxonomy places the organism in Eukaryota, Viridiplantae, Streptophyta, Magnoliopsida, Malpighiales, Salicaceae.
AUGUGGCGAGGAUGGAGAUGGCUAUCCCCGUCUCGCCUAGCCCCAUUGCCAUCCUUAGUUAAAGCCGAGAGGCACGAACAUGAAGAAGUCACAACUAGUGCUCCAACAAAUACUUUUUUAGGGGUAUAUGUGCCUUUAUCACUUGCCAAGGUUAGUGAAGAUGAUGCUCCACCUACUCUCAAUGAA